Molecule: messenger RNA, 8221 nt
Organism: Schistosoma rodhaini
Lineage: Eukaryota; Metazoa; Platyhelminthes; Trematoda; Strigeidida; Schistosomatidae
Source: the annotation of a GenBank genome assembly
GUCUACACUAUUUGUCUUGGUCAAGUAGUGGAGGCAAAGUGAAAUUCCCCAAAACAUGCGUAACCUCAACCUGUCGAGUUGUGGUAGUUUGUGGCUAGAAGGUCACAAUGUACGUCAUAUCUCUCUGGACGACUGCUCUAAUAACAUCACUGUUUCUUUUGAGAAAAGCAUUGAGUUAAUCAGUAGCAUGGGGGUAAAUACUUAUCACGCUCAAAGCACCCAACAAGAGAUACAUAGUUGUUUUGCGAUAUCUCCACCUGUAUAUUUGGUUGCAAGUUCCAGUGAAAUAUUUCUUUGGCAUUCACUGAAUCACCAAAUUUAUGAAAAACUUGAUCUCAAAACGGAACUAAAAGCCAUAAGUAUUUCUCCAGAUCUUUCAAAAACGGUUGUCGUAACUGGCGAUGGUUUUAUUCAUAUUCUUUCUUCGACUCUCGAAACUAUAUCCAACUUUUCACUGUACGAGGAAGGUUUCGGGUCGGCUCUGCCAGUUUCUCUAGGUUGGGGUAAGAAAGAAACUCAGUUUCAUGGCUCUGAAGGCAAGGAAGCAGCUUUAGCAAAACCGAUUCUACCAGUCUCAAACACUCAAUAUGAUGAUGGUCGUUUCGAAAUUGCAUGGCGUGAUGAUGGUCUUUAUUUCGCCGUAUCAUGGAUUGAUCCAUUAACAGAGAAUCGUAGACGUAUACGCGUCUACAAUGAUACUGGUGAACUGUUUUCAACAACUGAAAUAACGAAUAUGAUUUCCCCAGGGCUUUGUUGGAGACCUCGUGUUCAGUUAAUUACAACGGCUCAACGACGAGAAGGUUGUGGAUUAGAUAUCAUAUUUUUCGAAUCGAACUCUCAACGUCAUGGAGAAUUCGAACUGAUCAACGGCGAAUCUGAAAAGUUUUACCAAGUGGAAUCUAUUCUGUUUAGUCCGACUGGUUCAAUUUUGGCAGUGCUGUGUAGUGGGACUCAAAACCACCCAUGGUUUAUUCGACUAUUAACCUGCUGUAAUUACCAAUGGUCAAUAAAACAACAUUUCUGUAUAACUGACAAUUCAUUAAACGAUAGUCAAAUUUCCAAUAUAUCAUUAACAUGGGAUUAUCAUGCUUACAGUACAGAUUUGUCAACUCUUUAUUGUGCUAUAUCAAUUAAUGGAUUGUUGCCUAAUAAUAAUCAAGUUAACAGUAAGACAUUAUUACAAUGCUGGAAAAUGAAUAACAUGUAUAAUUCGUCGUGCAUAUUAACAAAUUCUAGUGUAAAUACAGUAAAAUCAAUAAAUUCUGGUCUUGUUGCAGUAAUCAAUGGAAAUACCGUUGAAAUGAGUUGUUUUGCUUAUUCAGUUAUUCCACCUCCAAUGUUUGCAACACGACUGGUAUUCUAUUCAAAUAGUGCAAAUCAAUCCAAUAAGAUACAAUGUAAUUUCACUCCAUUUGUUUCGUCUGUAUCUAUUCCUAGUUUAUGGUUGGGAAAUGAAUCGCAUUCGUUCAACAAUGUUAUGCCUAUGUUAAUUCAAUCAGUCGACUGUCAGUCAUCCAAAAAUAUAUUUCCAAAUACGUAUUUUAUUACCGUCACAAAUGGAACCUCUUUAGAGAAGGAGUCAUUUUGUAAUGAUGAGGUGUACUCUGAAUGGCAUAAUGGAGCAAAGAAUAUUGCACCUUGGCCAAGAUCUGUUGCUAAAAUUGAUAUGGAUAAACUGUUCAGUGAAUGCAACGGCAAUGACGAAUCGUUGAAAUCUUUAAUCUUGACUGAGUUAAAACAGAAGAACACUUGUUUAUUUAGUCCAUUGAGUUGUUUCACUUGGUUAAGUCUUUAUGAAGUAUUAUUUAUUGGUGCAGAUGGUCUACUAUUAGGUUAUUUGAAUAUGAAAAGUCUAUAUGCCGGUGAUGAUCAUUCCAAUGGUAGUGUAAACGGACGCUGGUUACUCAGAGCAUCUUCAUCUGCUCAAGAAUUUAAAACACUCAUGGAAAGAAACAACAGUAAAUUUGCCAGAAUGACUACUAUUUGUUGUACGAUUGAUGGACGUGUUUGUGUGCAAAUGUCCAAUGGUACUGUUUACAUUUAUCCUGUUCAAGAUAUACUAAAUAAUAAUUACUGUCAUGAAAUUCUCCAAAUCAAUGAAUUCACCAUUGAUAAUUUACAUUCUUAUAAUCCAUUAAAUUGUAUCAUACAAUUUCCAUCUUAUUGUGAUCAAUUAUUAUGUAUACCAAUAUAUAAUGAAUACAAUUAUAACCCUAUCCAAUCUUAUUCGGCUUUAAUUUUACUUGGUUUUAAUAAAUCAACCCAUUGUUUAUAUGCGGCUGUUUUACCAAAAAACAAUACUGGGCAUUUUCAACAAAAUAAUAUCAUUGCAUUGAAUAUCACGAAUUCAUGCUCUUCAUUAAUUGGAUUAUCAGAAUUUUUAAUUGUAACUAAUGUAAACAAAUUAUUAAUAUGUGUAUCAUUAUUAUUUAAUUCAUCACAAAUUAAUGAUCCAAAUAGUCUUUUAAAAGAAUUACUUUCACGAUUGAAUAUUCCAUCAGAAUUAGACACCAGCACACGUAAACCACCGCGUAACUGGUAUAAUGAUAAUUUACAUCCAAUUGAGUCUGGUGCAAUCAUUGUAACAGCUACACCAAGUGAUACCAAAGUCAUACUACAAAUGCCACGUGGGAAUUUGGAGGAAAUCCAUCCUCGUGCUCUUGUACUGGCACAUUUAUCCAAAUUACUUAAUAAUAAACAAUAUGAACAAGCUGUUCAAAUGAUGCGUCGUCAUCGGAUCAAUUUCAAUCUUUUACAUGAUUAUAAUCCUAAUUUAUUUCUAUCAAAUAUCAAACAAUUUUUACAAUCAAUUGACGAUCCUGACUUGAUCACAUUAUUUAUAUCUGAUCUUGUUGAAGAAGAUGUAACAGAAACAAUUUAUCAUAAAUUUUAUUCUAAAUCUUCCGAACGUCACCGAUCAACUCUAGCAACAUCUAAACUUGACCGAAUAACUGAUAUUCUUAUUGAUGAAAUGGAGAAAUAUAAUCCAACCAAAUUAAUUGUGCCAAUAAUAACUUGUUAUGCGAAAAAAGUCCCACCAAACUAUGAAGCUGGCUUGUUAAGAUUAAAACUUUUACACGAAAGUGGAGAUAUAAAUACAUGGAAUAAUGGAUUACGUCACUUACAAUAUUUUGCUACGCCGAUUGAAUUGUAUAAAGUUGCACUAGGUACAUAUGACUUAAAUUUUGCCACAACAAUGGCACAACGUACACAAUUAGAUCCAAAAGAAUAUUUAGCUGAAUUAAACGAAUUAAAUUCUGUAACAAAUGACUUGAAAAAAUAUCAAUGUGAUACCAUGGAAGAGGCUAUAGCUUAUCAACAAUUUAAAAUUGAUCAUAGUUUGAAAAAAUAUUCAAAAGCUGUUCUACAUUUGAUUGAUUCUGGUCCUAAACACAAAGCGGAAUUAUUAUUCUAUGUGAAAGCAUAUCAUUUAUAUGCACAAGUGAUGGAAGUAAUACCGCAAAAUUCUGAAGAAUUCAAGAUUAUUUGUCAGUUAUGGGCAGAUUAUUUAAUUACUUCACAAAAUUUAAUUUAUGCUGGUCAGAUUUACAUGAAAGGUGGAUUUUACGGUUUAGCUGCAAAAACGUUCUUAUCUGCAACUAACACCCAGCUAUGGUGUAUUGCCGCUGCGAACAGUCGACUUUUGAAUGAUAAAAAUAAUACUGAUUUAUCUACUGAUCACUAUUUAAGUAAUACAGAGAUACGUACUCAAGCACAAAAGUUAGCAGCUCGACUAAAAGAUCUUCGACGUCAUCAAGAAGCUGUUCAAAUCUAUAUUGACUUUUUAGAGGAUCCUGUAAUGGCUAUCAGAACAGCUUGUGAAGAUUGCCUGUGGAUGGAUGCCCAUCGAUUGGCAUCAUUGUAUAAUAAACAAGAAUUUUUAAACCAAAUCCUUAAAUCUUCUUUAAUUGAACAUUAUUCUAUCUUGAAAGAAAGAUUGCAUAAAUCCAUUGAUACAUACGAUAAAUUAUUCGACCGAUUAAUUACCCUACGUCAAAUGCAUAAACAACAGGCGGAAACACAACGAUUUGUUCAGAUGCAUGGUGAUAGAGAGUAUUUUGAUGAUAACUUUUCUGAAUCUGAUAUCAAUUCAGAUACAAGUAGUACGUCGGGAGAUAGUAUAACCAGUUCAAUGAGCCAAAUGAGUUUACGAACGUCAGGAUCGAAAAAAUCCGGGUAAGUAAGCUUAAUUUUUACACUUCAAUGAUGUAGUGCACUGCACUGAUUAAUCUCUUACGUUUUUGUUGUUUCAACAAACUAAAUGUAAGAACCAUUUAUGAAUCAAUCAACGACACACUAGGAUGGGGGCUAUUGAAUAAAAUCUUACUGUAGAAUAGUCCAUACUUAAUAUUUUCAUUUGUCACCUUAAUAACAAAUGAAUUACAGCGAUGUAGUUUUUUUUUAUCUACUAAGAGUUGGUGUUUUGACAAAUAUUCCAUGCUUAAAAUACUAAUUUACCUUGGUAACAACUAUACUGGCUCAGCUUUAAAUGGACAGACAAACUAUCAUUUCGAGGUUAAUAUGUCUCUACAAAAUCAGUCACCUUGGUAUUUUAAAAGAAACUAAUGAAUAUGAUGUAACUAUCUUCAACACUAUUCUGGUUACAAAUAUACUUUUGAUAAGUAUAAUUCUUACUUCACUUCUCAUCAUUAGUAUCAUUUCUUAUGGCCCUAUCUAAUGUGAUAUGAAAAAACCACCAAUCAGAAUAUCGACCUCCUUGACCUUGUCCCUGACACACCAACCAGCACUUGUAGCCUUUAAAAAACUCUCAAUCCUCAUUGAUCUUCAGUGCAAAACUUUCUCCCUUUGCCCUCCCCGUUAAGUCCGAAACACAAUAAUCAGCUCCCACUAUAUGAAUAUUGCAUUUCAGACAUACGUAGUCUAUAUAAAAGCAGACCAGACCAAAUCACACCAUAAAAUGAAAAAUACCAAUUACACAAGAUCAAGUCAAAGGUGGCUGUGAGUAUAGGAGACUGUAACUAAUAGAUUGAGAAUAAUUUAAGAAUAGUUAGUCGUAUAAACGUAGUUAACGGGUCAAAUUAAAGCUUAUUAUGAAAGUGACUUUUACAUUUUCUUGCUCACACUCCAUCAUCAAAUGACAUCCAUGAACAAUAUCAUGUAUUAAAUCAUAACUGCUCAGAAACCUUAUUAUUUUUCAACUAUCUAAACAGUUAAUUAAGACCUAGAGUUUAAAAUGCUGGUAUAUGAAACUGUACAGGAAAAAAACCUAGGGAGAAAUAAGUAAGAAUGAAGAGUUUCACAUUAGGAUGAAAAAAUACUGGACCUGUUUGGGUUAGCAUAAGUUUGAAACAGUUAAGGUUCUUACUCAGCAUUUUAGUUUGGCAUGUUUUUACAAUACUGAGAUUAGUGAUUGAUAACUUUAUAAAUUAAUAUCAUGUCUCUGCAUGGGCUUUUCUUAAUAGAAAACACAUCAGUCAGUCACAUAUGAGGUCUAAUGUUAAUACCUGGCUACCUAAAAUCAAAUUAAGUGGAGCGGAGUUCGAACCAUUUACUCGCUAGUCGAAACAUAACUGCUUGAAUUAUUAAACCACUUACUGCUCCACUAACACCAUUUUGUAAACCUGAGUAGACAGUAAUCUGUUAACCAUAAAUGCAUACGUCUCAAUUUUGUCAGCUUUUACAGCCCAAAGAAAUUCGACCAUUAUAUUUAUGACAUAAGUAAACACUACACCCAUUUUAUAGCGCAUAUAUGUAUACAUACUAAGGAAAGUUUCAUGAAUUUCUUUUCAUGGUGGUUAGCUGUAUACGCUCAUUCUGUUUUUCUUCCGAUAAAGACGUUCGAUGAAAGCCAAACGAAAACAAGAAGCAAAGAGAUGGAGUUCAAAACCGGGUAGUAAAUACGAAGAAGUUGGUCUAUUACAUGAACUAACUCAAUCAAUAGAAUUGGGUCAAUCACUCGCCAGUAAAAUUUUAUUUAUUAUUAUUUGACUUUAUAUUUUUAGCUAAUGAAAUAAUUGAAUAGGCAAUAAUUAGGUUACGCAUAGGAUACUAGGCAAAUGUGUCAUAUCGGUUAUACGUCCUUAACGACGGAGGUGACUGGUACAUGUGUUACGCAUAAUUGUAAGUUUAAUCCACUUAAUAUGUAGGCUACCCGGUUGAAGUUUACGUGUUAGUUCUGAUCAAUGAUCGGAAACCUCGAGCAGUUCAUAGCUCCAAAUUGGUGAAAAUGAUACAGUUGCAUCAAUUUUACCUUCCCUUAAAUUGUGGGUUAUAGUAUGACUUCAUUCUUUUUAUUCUGUGAUUAUUUCAUUCCUGAUUUUCGAAUCAUGUUCUUUUUUCACAACCAUAAAAGCUUCGGCUACCUCAGCUCUUGUGCUGAAUAAUAUUUUUCCAACCUCAUCUUUCUUUAUUGAUAUGGUGUAGUAAUUUGUGCACGUUCCUACAUUAUGACUGCCUGGUCAAUUAAUACUGUCUCUUUCAUAAGAUAGAACAAUAAUUUUUUUAUGGCAAGUGUAUGUCUUUGCUAGACAAGAUUGAUUUUAACCUAGGUAGACAGUGAAGCCCUAGAACUUCAUACUGAUAACUAAUUAGUGAAAUGAAAUCCACUGACUUUUGCAAUUACCGCGAAUAUUGAUGCAUAUAAUUUAGAAGCAAUCAACAAUGAAAUUCAACAAGCGUUAAUUCUCCUCAUAGUUUUUGUGGUUUUAUUUUCUCCUAGUCGAUAUCUACCAUAUUAAUAAGUCGUAUACACUGAAUCCCCAGCCGGUUUUUAGACGGAUACAAUUAUCGACAUUUGAACAUUAAAACCAACAAGUAUGCGGAAAUUUAAAAACAGCUUUCCUUCUAAGGUUAGUUCAUAUACAAGUUACAUUAAGACUCGAGGAAAGAUACUGUAAUAAACUUGGAACAUAAACAGUCAGAUUAAAAGAAAGUGAUAGGGUUCUAUGCAAAUAUGAAAAAUUUUAUUGUUCAAGUAGUGAAUCUCCUUCGACUGAGCUGACUGGGAUAUAUAUCCACCAACUAUCUCGAUGCGCGAUGAUGGCCGAUGUAGUAGCUGGUUGGAAGAGCUUGAAGCGGCCAAACCAGGAUAUGUCAACAGUACAGUAUGUCAUCGACAGUUGGAUGUAGACUACUUGGAAGAAAUUCGUGUGAUUAUCGUAACCAAUCAUUCGAGGCUUUGGGGAGCAUCACUCAAGUUCAUUCACUUUUUGUCUUACUGAGUUUCAAAAUACUUUUUUUCACUACUGAUACUGUUUCGAGUACUCUGGAAUUUUAACCUGCUGUGCUAAUGUGGUAUGACAAGUUGAACCAAUGCAUGUGUCAUGUCCUACGUUGCAUGACUGACUAUAAAAUGACAGCGCGAUCAGAUGUAUUCAUAUACAUCAAAUAUUCGAUCUAAUCUGUUUGUUUUUUGUACUAUUUCCAAUUUUCUAAAUUAAAAACGGCUGUUUUCCAAAGAAAAAAACUACUUACAACUAGAUAGCGAAACGUCAGAAAUCUAAUUUCCUAUUCAUUGAAGCAUCACAAAUACAGUAUUGUUUAUAUCAUUAUUAUAUUUGUUCACUGUGAUACCCAGUCACAAGGUGCACUUUUAUGUAAUCAGUUUGAUCUGUUACUGUAGAUAACUUUCCUAGCUGUUUCUGAACAAUUUCAUUCUAUGAAAUCCUUACUCUAAAAAAGAAGACAAUAUUGCCGCGGAGUAUGUUUUUUUCCAAUAAAAUAUUUGGAUUAACCUUCAUAUUGUAGGUUUGAUUGCCAGACUUUAUAUACUUGAUGACAUUAUUUAAAAUCUAGAUAAAUUUGCGAUUCUCUCUUGGUAGACGAAGUUAUGAACUCGCUUACGGAAUUUUGGUAUACAAACAUGUUUGGAGAAGGUCGUACGCUGAUACUCUCAACUAAUGACUUAUUAAGGAAGCAGAAACAAGGAUUGUCAUCUAUCUGGGAUGAUUGGACAACUGGUAAAUGUAUUGCAGGAGAGAAUGAACAACAAUUUUUCGGCCGGAAAAAAUAUCCCAUUCAAGAAGCAUUUUUGUGUUUUCCACCGAAAAUGAAAAGGACGAUUAUUGAAUGUUGUAUGUAUUGAAUGCGUCUUUUAGUUGAAUACAAUAGAUAUGUUUUUCAAUUGUGGUACAAAAGGUUUGAUUGUGUCAAACACACAAUUGCACACACGUACACACAGACACAACAAAACAAAAAAAGUUUACACUUAUUUAUUUGAAGUAAUCUUUUUAUUGGAAAAUAAAAAUAUUAAUUUCUUUUC